Messenger RNA from Malassezia globosa CBS 7966, 1335 nucleotides. RefSeq lists its product as uncharacterized. The record is from RefSeq and is a predicted model, not a curated record. Gene Ontology annotation, molecular function: GTPase activity; GTP binding; protein binding. Gene Ontology annotation, cellular component: cytoplasm; mitochondrion. NCBI's taxonomy places the organism in Eukaryota, Fungi, Basidiomycota, Malasseziomycetes, Malasseziales, Malasseziaceae. Bases 1 to 1335 code for a protein of 444 amino acids. The transcript has a single exon. Gene Ontology annotation, biological process: tRNA wobble uridine modification; tRNA methylation.
AUGCGCCGAUCCAUCAUUCACCCACAAACGCAAGAGCUCCUAGAUGAUGCACUGGCAGUGUAUUUUCCACAUGGCCGGUCGUUCACAGGGCAGGCUACGUUGGAGCUACAUCUACACGGUAGCCCAGCCGUCGUACGUGAUGUGCUAGAGGCCUUAGAUGCCAUGCGUACCGUUCUUUCGACGCGCGAUAUGCGCCCAGCCCUUCCAGGCGAGUUUACGCGACGUGCAUUCGAGCAUGGCCGUCUGGAUUUGACGGCAUGUGAGGCACUUGACUCACUACUUCAUGCAGAGACAUCUCAGCAGCGUCGCCUAGCACAAUGGGCAGCGCAAGGAUACCAAGCGCAGCUGUAUGAUCGACUGUACGCACAGCUUGUGCAGGCCAUGUCCCAAAUGGAAGCCAUGCUGGAUUUUAGCGACGAAGACGAUGUCAAUGAGCACCUGUGGAUCUCUGUCCACGAAACUAUACAUGGUAUGCGUCAGUAUUUGGCGUCAGAACUCCAGCUUAACACGCCUCCCACGCGGCGUUCUUACGCUGAUGCAGUGAUGCAGGGUGUGAGGAUUGCUUUGUAUGGACGUCCGAACGCCGGUAAAUCGUCUUUGCUAAAUCGUCUGGUGCGCCGAGAUGCAGCUAUUGUUACGCCAUAUGCAGGCACGACGCGUGAUGUCUUGGAAGUGUGCAUGGAGCUGGCAGGGUAUCGGGUCACACUGGCCGACACAGCUGGCGUACGAGCAUCUCAGGAUGCAGUUGAACAGAUUGGCGUCGAACGAACCCAAGCCUAUGUUGCCGAAGCCGACAUGUGCGUGCUUGUGUGCACACCGCAGGAUUUCCAACAUGAUCUUCCGCCAGCGGGUCCCUGUCGGAUACCCGCCGCGACAUUGGAGCGGCUCGGCGUCCAGAUGCAAGCCAAGCCUGUGUUGAUUUUGAUCAAUAAAAUGGAUGAAUGCUGGGAUAUCGGUGGGGACCACACCAGCAGUCCCCUGAGUAAAGGCCGAUGUGACCAUGAAGGUGUCGAGUGCCAUGUAUGGCAUGCGAGCGUGCUGCAUGACGUGGGCAUGGAUCUACUUAUGAAUGAACUUGGAUCACACGUGGCACGCAUGUACGACACGAACCAAGUCACUAUGCCCCUUGUCACACAAGCACGGCACCGGCAUAUCCUGAUGGACGUCGUUGCAUGUCUUGACACUGUGCUCGCGACUCGAGAGUCGCCCGAUCUUGUGGUUGUUGCAGAAGAGCUUCGGCAUGCUGCUCAUCUCCUUGCACAAGUGACGGGCCGCACGAUCACGUCAGACACAGUGCUGGGCGAGAUCUUUGCCCGUUUCUGCAUCGGCAAGUAG